Molecule: messenger RNA, 153 nt
Organism: Symbiodinium pilosum
Lineage: Eukaryota; Dinophyceae; Suessiales; Symbiodiniaceae
Source: the annotation of a GenBank genome assembly
GUCAUGGCGCGGCCAGCCAAGCGGAGGCGGAAGGCCCCAAAGACCAGGAAUGUGCAGGUUGAUGACAUUUUUGCGCAACCACAAGAUGGCGAGGAUGCGUCCGAAGAGGAGGAGGGAGAAGAGGAGGACGACGGCGAGACAGACUCGGACGAG